CACCACCACGCCCGCCACACCACACGCGGCCCGCACUCCGCUCACACGCCUCACCGCGGCUUCCGUCAUCUCCCCCGCCGCCGCCGCCGCUGCCCCGCCACCUCCAGUCCGUCAGCGCCUUCGUCAGUCUCGCCUCCAACCAAAAAUAACGCCAUUGACAACCAUCUACCACUACUACCACCACUAACCAACCAGAUCAUAAGUAGCCCAAUCCACCCGGUGCAUUUUCCAGCCCAACCAGCCCUGAAAAAACUAGCCCAAGCAAAAGAUAGCGGCCAACCUUCAAGAUGCCCCGAGCUCGCUGUAGCAAUGAGCUCUCCGCUAUACACUCGACAGCCACCCGUAAGGAGGACAGAUCACCUUCGCCUAUCACCGUGAUGGACACUGACGAAUACAGGAAGAGAGGCAAGGAGAUGGUGGAGUACAUCGCGGACUACCUUGAGACCAUUCGUGAGCGGCGCGUGUUCCCCGAUGUGAAGCCUGGCUACAUGCGCGACCUGGUUCCCGACGAGGCGCCAGAGUUCCCCGAGCCCUGGCAGAACAUCUUCAACGACGUGGAAAGAGUGGUCAUGCCGGGGGUGACCCAUUGGCAGUCCCCGUAUAUGCACGCCUACUUUCCCGCCCUCAACUCCUUCCCCUCCCUGCUGGCGGACAUGCUGGCGGACGCGAUCAACUGUCUCGGCUUCACCUGGGCCUCGUCCCCAGCCUGUACAGAGCUCGAGAUCGUGGUCAUGGACUGGCUGGCGCGCAUGAUAGGACUCCCCGAGCACUUCCUACACUCCUGCAAGGACUCUCCGGGCGGGGGGGUCAUCCAGACCACAGCAUCGGAGGCCACGUUCGUGUGUCUCCUGGCGGCGCGCACGGAGGCCAUACAAAAGUACCAAGAGGAGGAUCCUGAGCUGGAGGACGCCGAGGUCAACUCACGACUGGUUGCCUACUGCUCCGACCAGGCUCACUCGUCGGUGGAGAAGGCGGGUCUGAUCGGCUUGGUCAAGAUGAGGUACAUUGAGAGUGACGAUAACCUGAGUAUGCGCGGCGAUAAGGUUGUGGAGGCCAUUCAGAACGAUAGGGAAAAGGGCCUCAUCCCCUUCUUCCUGUGCGCCACGCUGGGUACCACUGGGUCCUGCUCCUUUGAUAACCUGCAAGAACUGGGACCUAUCUGCGCCCAAGAGGAGCUGUGGAUGCACGUGGAUGCUGCGUACGCCGGGACCGCCUUCAUCUGUCCGGAGUUUCGUCACCUGAUGGCCGGGAUCGAGUACGCGCACUCCCUCGCCUUCAACCCUUCGAAGUGGAUGAUGGUGCACUUCGAUUGUACAGCCAUGUGGGUGAAGAACAGCGGGUCCCUCCAUCGUACCUUUAAUGUGGAGCCAAUCUACCUGCAGCACGAGAACACAGGUCUCGCUAUCGAUUAUAUGCACUGGCAGAUCGGGCUCAGCAAAAGGUUCAGGGCGCUCAAAUUGUGGUUCGUGAUUCGUUCAUUCGGAGUGGCGGGACUUCAGAAGCACAUACGGGAGGGAGUUCGCAUGGCCCAGAAGUUCGAGGCGUUCGUGAAAUCUGACCCGCGGUUCGAGAUCCCGGCCACGCGGCACCUGGGCAUGGUGGUGUUCAGGCUCAAGGGGGAGAACGACCUCACCGAGAAGCUGCUCAAGAAAAUCAACUCCACGGGGAAGCUGCACUGCGUCCCCGCCUGCCUCAAGGGGAAAUACGUGAUCAGGUUCACAGUGACCUCGACAUACACCACCGUGGAUGACCUCUCGCGGGACUGGACCAUCAUCAGAGCAGUGACCUCCGAGGUGCUGUCCAAGACCCCCGCGGAGGAGCACAAGGCUAAGGUGUUCCUCAAGGACACGCGCAAGAACCCUGACUUCGGCACCUCGCUGCUCCUCGCCAACUCGCCUAUGUCGCCCAAGAUCGUCAACGGUUCCUUCGCCGCCAUCUUCGACAACAAUGACGUUCUCUUCGAGUUCGCCAAAAAGCUGCAGCAGUUCAAGCUCGACGUCCAGGACUCCCCCGGCAAGGCCAUGCGUCGGCGUAUUCGCGGGAUGCUGAUGGCGGGGAAGCAGUAUUCAUUGGACUCCCGCAUGGACUUGGUGACGACCCUGGUGCAGUCCGCGAGGCCCAGCGAUAUGCCCACCAUGAGGGAGAACAGCCUCGAGAACCCCGACUACCACGACACCGGCGUCCAGACCGACGUGACCAACAGUCCCUCCCGCGGCCGCUCCCGAAGUGUGGACGAGGGCAUCACCACCCCAGACCUCAAGGGCAUCACUCAGCAGGACGCCAUCGAGGAGGGGGAGGGCGAGUCAUCCUCCCCGGAGACAGAUACAACAAAGGAAUCCCGCGCGAUCAACGGCAGGGUGGAGGGGCAUCUCUACCGCUGCAACAAGUGUGGCGCCCCGAUUACCGUGCAGUAGAUUGGAAGAGAGGACGGGAGGGAAUGUUAAGGCGCUCCAGAGAGAUUAUAGCGCUGCGUUGUGUCAGUUUCUCUCUCGUGAUGCUGCAGAGGUUGAUUCUCAUGUUAGGCUUCCGCACUAUUAUGUUAGCAGUGUGUGUGUGUGUAUGUGUGUGUAUGUGUGUGUGUGUGUGUUGCAGCUAUAUCGCACGUUUAUUGUCUCUUAGAACGUUCGGGAUUUUGCGAGUUGUACUAGAGGCUGAAAUCGCAAUGUGGGUUCUGUACUAUCUAUCUAACUGUAUUUUCGAGAUGAGAUGUCGAGGUGGCUUGUUCCUUUGAGUCUCUAUGGUCGGGUUAUCUAUAUAUUCAGCGGUGAGGCAAAAUAAUUAAGUAAGGAAGAGGUAGCUAUAAAGAAAGACCUCGAGCUGUUUAGAUGAAACAUUGCAAGGAUUAAUCUGUGCGCACUCUUCACUCCUCUGUCCAUUAUUCAGAACUCAGUGACUUCGCCGCGGGUCACAGUUUAGAAGCAAGGUAGACACAUGUAUGGCGUUGGGACAGUCCACGGUAGGUCCCAUGCAAUGAUCAGCCUUCUUGCAGGUAUAGUUCUUAAUUCCUAGAUAUCUCGAAACCCGCUACCCCAGAGUUAUUUUCUUUUUUUUAUUGCCGGAAUGAUAAAAAAGGAGUGUCUGUGUGAGGUAAAGUCUUGAAUGCACGAGAACGCUGCACUGACUCAUGAAAUACUUGCAUUUACGCCGUAUAAGUGAAAUUCGUGUAUAAAAGCGUCUGGGUUGACUCUUCAAAACAGACGAUGCCGAGUUAUAAUUGUGACUCCCCCUUCCACUACUACUGCUAUUACUAGUGCUACUCCUAUUAGUACUAGUGCCGCUACUACUAAUAUUACUGCUACUGUUGUUCCUGCUCCGUGCUCCUAACGUUACCGCUGCUGUAGGAUAAAUAAUGUAAACUAGAUUAAUUAAAAAUGGCCGGGACUCACG
Molecule: messenger RNA, 3387 nt
Organism: Eriocheir sinensis (Chinese mitten crab)
Lineage: Eukaryota; Metazoa; Arthropoda; Malacostraca; Decapoda; Varunidae
Gene: Hdc
Product: histidine decarboxylase-like
Exons: 18
Coding region: 288-2414 (708 amino acids)
Biological process (GO): L-histidine catabolic process; histamine biosynthetic process
Molecular function (GO): pyridoxal phosphate binding; histidine decarboxylase activity
Source: RefSeq, a predicted model, not a curated record